AUGGACGGCCCCUCCAUCAUCAAGGAGCACGGCAAGGCCAUCAUCGACGCCAUCAAACAAACCGCCCAGAAUGACUGGAAGGUACUGGUUAUCGACGAAGGCACCAAGAGGAUAAUCGACAGCUCCAUCAACGAAGAUGACAUCCUCAACCACAAUAUCGCCAAUAUCGAGCGCAUCGAGGAGCGCAGGGAGAUGAACCCGGAAAUGGACGCCAUCUACUUCCUCUCGCCGUUACCGCACAUUGUCGAUUGUCUGCUCGCCGAUUUCGAGCGUAGGCGCUACAGGAGGGGGUUUAUUAUCUGGAGUGGUGCUUUGCCUGGUCAGCAAGAGCGUCGCUUGGAUGGCUUUCGAAGGCAGAUGGGAGGGCCCCCGGAUCUUUUGCUCGUCGACUUCCAUCCCCGCGAGGCGCGUGUUGUCACCUUUCUCGACCCGUCUAGUUUCCUCGUCUUGUACAAUCCCACGUGUAACGACUUAGUAGCACGGCAUCUGCGUAUAUUAGCGUCAAAGAUCGCCUCGCUCUGCAUCACCUUGCAAGAAGUCCCCAAGAUCCGGUACUACCAGCCGCCGGAACACGCCACUCACGAGGCGAGGGUCUUGUGCAUGCACCUAGCCCGGUUUGUUCAGCAGGAACUCGACGCCUACCAGCAGUUCAAUCGCCAAUUUCCUCCCCCGUCGCAACGGCCCCAGUCAGUUCUCCUCAUCACGGACAGAUCCAUGGACCUGAUGGCGCCACUUUUACACGAGUUCACGUACCAGGCCAUGAUCCACGACUUGCUCCCUAUCCGCGAGCAGGAGAACGGGAAAGUGACGUUUUUUAAUGACAAAGGUGAAACGCCAGAGGAGAAGGAAAUGGACCUGAGCGACAAGGACACCGUCUGGGUCAGCAACCGGCACGGCCACAUGAAAGAUACCAUUGACAAGCUCAUGAGCGAUUUCAAAAAGUUCAUGGCAGACAACCCUAACUUUAUAAACAAGGACUCCAAGGCGGCGACACUAACCGACAUCCGCGACAUGCUGGCGGGUUUGCCGCAGUUCAAGGAGCUGAAACAAGCCUACACCCUCCAUCUCACCAUGGCGCAGAAUGCCAUGAACAUCUUCCAGCAGUUCAAGCUGGCCGACGUGGCUGCCGUCGAGCAGACCCUAGCCACCGGUCUCGAUGAGGAGUACAAAAAGGCUAAGAACAUCCUGGACGAGGCCGUCCGCUUGCUCGACAACCCAAGUGUCGCACCUGCAGACAGGCUCCGCCUCAUCGCCCUAUACGUGCUCUACCGCGAUGGCCUCAUCGACAAGGACAUCAGCCGCCUCCUCUGGCACGCGUCCCUCCAGCAGUCCCGCGAUAGCCAAGACCAAACCGUCAUCGAAAACCUCAGCCUCCUUGGCGCCCGUCCUCUAAAAGAACUCAAAGAAACCCGCCCACCCGCACCCCCCUUAUUCCCAGCCCCCAACCUCAAAACAGCCAUCCCCGACGACGAUUACGCCCUCUCCCGCUUCGACCCAGCCAUCAAAUCCAUGCUCGAACACCUCUGCGCCGGCGACCUCGACCCAACCCUCUUCCCCUCCGUCAACCCUCCCCAAGACGACCCCAACGGCGCCGGUCUCGACCCCUACGCCACCGGUCCCGGCGCCGCCGGCCCAGGCGGCGGUUCCCUCCGCGCCGCAGCACCACGCUGGGCCUCCGCCAAUAGACGGCAAGCCGAAAACCGCCAGCGCAUUAUCGUCUUCGUCGCGGGCGGCGCUACUUUCUCCGAAUCCCGCGCCUGCUACGAAGUCGGCGAAAAACAAAACCGCGACAUCUUCCUCGCUACCACCCACAUGCUCACCCCGUCCAAGUUCCUCGCUGACCUCCGCGCACUGCGUGUCGACCGCCGCCGUCUCAACCUCCCGCUCGAUCGCCCACCGCCGAAGGCGCCAGCCCAUUUGUUUGAGAGGCCUGCUCCUCCACCGCAGUCGGUACCAUCCUCCCUGGCGCCACCGACCAAGGCGAUGGGGGGUAUGACUCUAGGAAGUGGGGGUGGUGGGGGUGGUGCUGGUGGGACACCGUCUGCUUCGGCUUCGUCGUUGGGAAGUGGAUUGGGCGGUGGUGGUGGGGGAGAUCUUAGGCCGGGGACGAGCGGGUCGGAUGGGGGAAAGAAGAAGGAGAAGAAGAAGAGGAAUAUUUUUGGGAUUAAGAAGAGUUGA
Messenger RNA from Dichotomopilus funicola, 2178 nucleotides. RefSeq names its product protein transport protein sec1. Gene Ontology annotation, cellular component: plasma membrane; secretory granule. Gene Ontology annotation, biological process: intracellular protein transport; vesicle-mediated transport. Gene Ontology annotation, molecular function: syntaxin binding. Lineage: Eukaryota; Fungi; Ascomycota; Sordariomycetes; Sordariales; Chaetomiaceae. The transcript is spliced from 6 exons. The coding region runs from base 1 to 2178 and encodes 725 amino acids. The record is from RefSeq and is a predicted model, not a curated record.